AUGCUUAAAAGAGUUGAUCCUACAAACCCAGUGUUGAUCACUUACUUGAAAACCAUAGAUACUUCUGUGGAAACUAGUGUUCUUUUGGCAAGAGAAGAAGAGAAGAAGUCUAAGAGAUCAAAGAAGACUGCUGUUGGGUCUUCUGAUACGAAAGUUAAGCCAUCCAGAUCCUCCAAGAGUCCAAAGAAGGUACCAAUUACCGAAGUUGAGCCAAUUCAACCUGAACCUAUUGUUGCUGAUACCCAGUUAACCCAAAAAGAAGUCAUUCCUUCGAAGACUGGUGUUUUUAGAAGAAUAAAGAUGAAGUCGAAAGACAAGAUUCGCUCACCUAUUACGAAUGUUAUUCAUAAACCCCAAGUUUCGCAUCAAGGGGUCAUUUUUCGUGAAAUACCUGCCCCUGCUUCACCGUCUUCUAAAAAGCGAAUGGCAACUGAUAUAGCGAAACACAUAUCAAAGAAGAAGAAGGGUAGGGUGAUUAUUUCAUCGGAAUCUACAACAGAUGAUAGUAAAACAAUUUCAGAGACACCAGAAGUAGUUCUUAUAAAAGAUUCUUCUGAUGUUGAUACUAGUUAUUGUACCACCCGAAGUUUCGAUUGGCAAGACAAUUUCUGUGGAGGCACAUCAGAUGAAAGAUUGAGCAUCACAGUUAUUAAUUAG
Molecule: messenger RNA, 657 nt
Organism: Lactuca saligna
Lineage: Eukaryota; Viridiplantae; Streptophyta; Magnoliopsida; Asterales; Asteraceae
Source: the annotation of a GenBank genome assembly